This is a messenger RNA of Chlamydomonas reinhardtii, 5732 nucleotides long. RefSeq lists its product as uncharacterized. Bases 698 to 5242 code for a protein of 1514 amino acids. The transcript is spliced from 6 exons. The record is from RefSeq and is a predicted model, not a curated record. Lineage: Eukaryota; Viridiplantae; Chlorophyta; Chlorophyceae; Chlamydomonadales; Chlamydomonadaceae.
CUGUAAAAUUAGCACCCCUUAUCUUACGGCGUGCUGAUUUCGCCAUUCUUGUGGAAUUUAAGCUAGCGUUGCUUCCUUGCAGUGUCGUUUGCAGCUCCUUAGUGCCUAGGUGCCCCAAGAAAUCAUCUGCGAAACAAAUUCUACCGUGAGAACUCGAGGGUGGACCUCGACCGUUGUUAGGUCCGCGGACGGCAUCCUUGCGCAAGCAAUUGGCUCUGAUAUGCAUCGAUGGCGGUGCUCUGAAGCCAUGUGUCGUGGCUGACCCGGACCGCGGGCGCGGGUUUCCUGGCGUGUUCGUCCGGAGGCUUGGCGCGCGCCCUCGUGGUGAGGGUCCCUGCUCGGGCCCUGGGUCUUUCUUCCUUGGCGCUAUCCUACCGCAGCAAGCAACGUCACAGACGUACCUGCAGCACACCCAGGAGCGCUGCAGUGCCUCUUUGGGCUUUGGGCAGGCGCGCACGCGGGCGCUGCACGCGCAGCAACGCCAGGCCGCACAGGCAGUUUCGGCAGCAGCGCAGCAAGCGCCCUGCAACAAGCGGCAUUAGGCUCGUGCCAUCCCCCAGCACAGCUACAUCCGCAUCCGGGGCAUACCGAGCAGGCCGGUGGGCUAACGGAAUAGGUUCAGCGAGAGGCGCCGGCGGCAGCCGAACCGGCGGUGUCGUGGCGAAGGGCGACAUCAGUGGGGUGUGGGCGGGGCUUCAUGUUCUCCAAUGAGUACCAGGGCGGCACGCACGUGGAGGUGCUGGGCACGCAGGGCCAGAACCCGCUCAGCGCCUGGAAGGUGUCGGGGCCGCAGAAGGGCGUGCAGAAGGUGUACGACAAGGCGCUGAAGGGCUAUGUGUUUGCAUGCGGCGCGGGCUGCAAGAUGGCGCUGCCGCGCGACGACCGGUCCUCGCUGGGGCUGUCGCAGCCGCACCUGCUGCUGCAGCUGGAGAUCGGGCUGGGCGGGCCGUUUAGUGUGGAGGUGGGCGUCACGGACUCCUCCGGCACGCGGCGCCGCAUGAUCCUGUCCUCGUCCUUCUCAGAGCUCAAGAGCACACCGCUGCACUGCCAGGUUCCGCUGUCGUCGGUGCCGCGCGACGCCUGGCUCAACCUGGUGCUGCCGCUGGCGGACCUGGCGGCGGCAGUGUUCAGGCCUGGUGGCGGAGGUGGAGGCGGGGGGCUGGGCGGCAGCGGGCCGCUGUACCGGUCGCUGGACUCACUGCACCUGGCGGGCACGUGUCGGCUGCGGCGUGUGUGCACACUGCGGGACGCACCGCACCUGCCGCAGGAGGGGCACGACGGGCAAGCCAUGGCGCCAGUCAAGCCGCUGGACUUCCCGCCGGGCCUGGACUGCCACACGCUGCUGCUGGACCCCCGCAGCAUGGCCUUCGUAAGCCACACGCCGGCAAACGGCGGUGGCGGCAGCGGUGUGGGUCUGGGCGCCACGGGGACAGGGCUAGGGGCCACAGGAGCUGGCGGCGGCGGCAGCGGCGGUGCUGGCGGCGGCCUAGGCGUGGUCGGCACCUCCACGGGCGCGACCCGCACGCGGCCGGCAGCGCUGUCGCUCACGCACACGAGCGGCGGGCCCGGCGGUGGUGUCGUGGCGCUGGGCGCGGUGGGGACGGGGCGGAACAGUAACUCGGGGACAGGUGCCGCGCUGGGUGCGCGGCCUCAUCCACACGGCGGCGUGCACCCAGCUCCCGCGGCGCACCACGGCGGGCCGGUGGCGGCGGCGCUAGCGGGCGCGGCUCCGGCCGGCGCCCCCGGCAGCUCGGACGACGACGACAGCGGCAGCGGGAUGGCGGCGGCCAGCGCCGGCGGCCUGUCGGGCGCGCCGUCCGGGCAGCUGUCGGGUCCUCUCGCCUCUCUGGUCGAGGGUUCCAACCUUACGGGCACGCUGUCAGGGCAGUCCACGCCCACGGGGCGGCACGCGCCGGCUGCCGCGCCGCCCUCGCCCUGGGCCAUCAGCCGAGGGCCGGCGACGGUGGGGCAGGCUGGGGCCGGCGCCGGGCACGGGCAUGGGCACGGCGAGCACCCGCCCCCCAGCCGGCUGGGGCGCUCGCCGGGCAGCCUACUCAGCCCCAAUGGCGCAGCGGCGGCGGCUGCGGCGGGCGGGCUGUCGCUGCUGAGCCUGGCGCCCGCGAGCGGCGGUAGGCCGCCGCGUGGGCACACGCACGGAGGGGCGUCAGCAGGCGGGGCGCCAAGCGGCGGCGCAGGCGCGGCGGACGGGCACGGCGGGAACACGGCGGAGGACCCUACCGGCGGCGAUGCGUCACCGUUUGGCGGCAGGCGGGCGGUGUCAGCGCAGACGGCGGUUCGGCACGGUGUGAGCAGCACGGUGCCGGGCGGGGACAGCAGCACUGCACCCAGCGGCUCGGGCGUGGUGCUGGGCGGUGCGGGGGUACCGGGGCAGGGUGGCGCGAUGGCUGGGGCCUCCGGCGCGGCGGCGGGUGGGGCGGGGAUGCCGCGCUCGCCGCCGUGGCCGCGCUCGGUGAUGAGCAAGCGCGCGCAGAGCGGCCCGGCGCGCAUCAGCACAGAGGCGAUGGCGCAGGGUCUGGGCGAGACGCAGGCGCCGGACAACAUGCCCAUGUCGCCCUCGCUGGUGCCGCGCCACGGCCGCCGCGCCCACAACGCCUCCAACUUCCCGCCCACCAUUGUGGAGCAUGAGGCGCUGUCCAUGAGCGGCGGCGGCGCGCCGCCCGGAAACGGCGGUGGGGUUGGUGGCAGCAAUGCCAUUCCGGCAGUGCCGCCCAGCCUGCCGCGGUCGCCCAACCGCAGCCCGGCGCGGCAGCGGCCGGCGCAGGUUGGGCUGAGUGGCGCGGCCCGCGAGCCGCAGUCACCCAGCCUACCGAUGCUGCGUCCCGUGCGCACGGACGCGUCCGCGGCCGCCAGCGGGAGAGGCGGCAUGGAGCCGCCCUCGCCUUCGGUGCUGUUGCCGAGCUGUGGCAGCCCCUUCGCGCCGUUGACGAGCGUGCUCACAGUGCGGGGCGGCGUCGACGCGUCCAUAGACUUCUCGCAGCAACAUGCGUCCAGCGCCCAUCCAAACCUGCGUGUGGGCGACCUGGCAGCGGACGGGGUCGUGAUGCCCUGCUCGCCGUCCUUCAUCUCCACACUGACCCGCCACAACAGCCAACGCGCGCAUCGCUAUGGUGGCGGAGGCGCUGCCGCCUCUGGCGCGGCUGCUGCCGGUGGUGGCGGAGGCGCUGGCGCAUUUGGCGGCGGCGCACCGGGUCCCUCCAUGGACUUCUCGUCUGACUCAGAUGACUGCGGCGGCGGCGGCGGCAACCAGCACGCUGGCGCGGCUAGCACAGCGCCCGGGCUGGCCGCGGCAGGCGCGGCAGGCAUGCUUGAGCUACCGGCGACGGUGCCGCGGAUACGCACGCGGCCGCCCGCGGGGGCACCUCCCUCCCCCGCCACAGGGCGAGGGCCAGGGGAGGCCGCAGCAGCUGCGGGUCCCGCGCUGCGGCGGAACUCUUCGGGGCCGAGCACCGGGGCGGCGAGCGCGACCAGUGGCUCGGCCACGCGGCGCACACCGGACGUGGACACGCCCACGCGGAGAGCAGCGGCCGGCGCUGGCGGUGGGGCCGGGCCGGCGGGUGCUGCGGCCAUGAGCGGGCGGACCAGCCCCGCCACGCCGCACCGGGCCGCUGCCAACGCAGCAGCAGCUGGGCGAAGUGGUGCGGCGGGUGCGGCUGGCAAGGCCGGGACGGUAGCCGGAGCGGGUGCGGGUGCGGGUGCGGGUGCAGCUGGCGGCGGCGGUAGUACGGUUGCCGCUAGCUCUCCUGCCAGGCAACGGCCCACGCCGCCGCCCAACGGCCGCACUGGCGCAGGCCCCACCACUCCUGGCCGUGGCCGCGGCGGCGCAAUCGCCAACGCCCAUGUGCCUGACCGCCUGCCGCCGCUGGGAGCAGGGCGGGGCGCCUCCAGCACACCGGCCGGUGGGCGCAGCGCUGGCCGCGGCGCUGCCGCUGGCGCCAGCGGCCCGGGCGGCCACGGCGGCCCCAGCCGCGCACGCACGACCGCCACGAACGAGGUGGACGUGGAGGAGUCCAUAACGUUGACUGCGGGCAUGUGGGGCGGGUUCGGUGUGGAUGAGGACGACGACAUGCUGGGCUCACGGCACUUCCGGAGCCCCGGCGGACACGGCGGCAGCGAUGAGGAGCGGGGGGGCGACAUGGCCACUGGGCCGUCCUUCGGGCACGGACUGGCGGCGCUGGGCGGCGCGGACGAGUCGGGCGAUGGCGUGUCACCAGGCCGCGGGUGGGGAGGGGGUGGCGGCGGGGGUGCCGCCGGCGCGGCGCUGCCGCCCAUGGGCGCCAGCGGCCCUUCGCCGCCGGGGAGUGCCAUGGGUGGCGCGCGGGGAGUUGGAGGUGCUGGCGGGGGCAGCGUCUUUGGCGGGGCGGCUGGCGGUGCGCUGUGGCCGCCGCGUGUGCCGGGGCUGGGCGGCGAGGAGCUGCCGGCGUCGCCCACGCGCUACCCGGCUGCCGCCGUGGGGCCGCUGUCGCCGCCCAUCCGGCGCAGCGGCAACCGCAGCGGCGGCAGCACCGAGGUGCCGCCGCCGCAGCACUACCAGCCCACGCUCACCGGCCACAUCGCGCCACUGGACAACUCGCCGCUGCAGCCUUCGGAAGGCGGCCGCGAGGCAACAUUCAACGGCUUUGCGCACUUCGCGCCGCGCCGCGGCAGCGGCAACGGUGGCGAUGGGCUGGACGGCGUUCGCGCGUCGUCGCCUUUGGCGGCGCCGCUUCCCUUUGACCCGCUGCUUGACGAGGAGGCGUUGCUGGCGGGUCACCACCACGCGGGUGGGCUGCUGGGCGCGUACGGGUUCGGCCACCUGGACCCCCAUGACGACCCCAUGGCGGCCGCCGAGCGCAUGCCCGACGGCGCCACGGGGGCGGAUGGCGGUGGCGGCGGCGGAGGCACGGACUGGAGCAGGGUGGGCACGGGCCCAACGCCGCCGGAGCUGCUCAACCCGCACCGGGCCUUCACGCCGCCUGUGGUGCCGGCUAGCAAGGCGCUGGGCGUGGCGCUGCCGCCGGGGGGCAGGACCGGUGGCGGCAGAGGCGGCGCGGGCCGGGGCGGCCGGGGCGGCCAGGUGCUCAAGGUGGCGGGCGGCAAGGAGGCGGCGCCGCCGCAGCCGCCCGCCAGCCGGCCGGUCAUUGUGCCCAGUGUACGGGAGUCCAUGGUGGACCUGGUGUACGACCCGGUGCUCAACUGCUACUACGACGGGAACACGGGGCAGUACUACGAGCUGAAGACGUGAGAUGUGUGUUUGUGUGUGUAUGUUCACGUGUGGAGAUGCAUUGAUUCACGUUUGUCAGGUGUGCGUGGCGUGUCGGAUAGGGAACGAGGACUGCUGUGUCAUCGUCCAGAUGCUUUCCUGGUCAGCCUGCAAGUCUGAGAGGAGGGGGACGCAUGUCAGGCAUACUUCAUGCGUGGUUGCGGGGCGGCAUGUCAGGCAAUCAAGGCUUCGGGUGAUCUGGCUUGUAGCACUGAAGAUGCAUGGGGGAGCAACCAACAUUGCGUGCAUGCAUGCCCUGCGAGCGGACAUGUGACGUUGGAGGAAGUAGCCCUCUAACGCGGCGUCUGGCCAUGCCCUAUGGCGUGAAGCUCGGUGUGGGACAGGUGUAGGGCAGAACAUUUGGUGGCGAGCCUUACGCAGCCUCGCGCACAGAGGCUGGGAUGUGAUGGCGGCAGGGCGCCCCUUAGGUGGCCGCGGCGUUUGGGGUAUGGUGGGCCAGACUCUUGAUCAC